Messenger RNA from Xenia sp. Carnegie-2017, 1128 nucleotides. RefSeq lists its product as uncharacterized. The transcript is spliced from 3 exons. The record is from RefSeq and is a predicted model, not a curated record. Lineage: Eukaryota; Metazoa; Cnidaria; Anthozoa; Malacalcyonacea; Xeniidae. Bases 542 to 1057 code for a protein of 171 amino acids.
CAAUGUAUGUAGUCGCGUGGCGUGUUUCUAAACUUCUUGUGCUUUGUUGAAGUGCAUUUUAGCGUUUAAACUCUUGUAUUGUGGGCAAAAUGGAAAUCAACAAACAAUCAUCUGUCGCUGACAUUAUUCUUUUUUUGAAAAACAACAAAUUGGAUGAAAUUGUCGAAGAUUUUAAAGGUAUUGUCUCAUCCUGAAAUGUAGGUCGCAUGUGUGAGGGUUGUUGUCUGGUGCAUAAAUCUAGUGUAGAAAAUAAUUCAAAAUUAGAUUUAUAGAUGACUUGCCUUGUUUACGUUUUGCUAGCAGGCAGAUUUGCUCGAGCGCUUUUAGAGAAUACCAACAGCAAUAACGUAAUUUCAUUGACGUUUUGCUUCUUAUAUUUUUAAAGCUAAUCAAGUCGACGGCGAGGAUUUUUUCAAUUUAGAGCCACAUGAUAUUUAUCAGACGAUUCCUCGAAUAAAACUUCACAAGAAGUUUAUGAAGGAACGAUGGAAUAAAACUUCGUAAGACAUGAAGGAACGAUGGGAAUUUGCACAAAUAUAAAAUGCUGUCUGUUAUUAAAAAGACAAAGCAAAAGAAUGUCAGCAGUAUCCUUCAAGAGCUGGAGGAUUGUCCAGUUGAAGAUGAGAAAGAGGUCAUGAACCAGUGUAUAAUGGCAUAUUUGCCUUAUGUGUUAGAUGACCAAUGCACCCAUCGAGAUAUGAACAAAAAAUCAUUUUGGGACAUUGUUGAUGGCAAAAGCUUGGGGGAAGUUCAAGAGAUCAUUAACAAAAGUUUGUCUCCUAGACUCCUAUCAACAGGAACAUUAAGAAACAUUCAUUCAAUAAUGUUGGUGGCAGAGGGGAUGAUUGUGGCAAAGCUAAAAAUGGAAAAUAUUGUCAAUGCAGUAAUUAUUUUACUUAGUUCUUUUUAUACUUUUAAUGCUGAGUAUCCUAAAUGCAUUAAUGGACAUUUCAAAAAUGUAUUUAUUCUUUUAGAACAUUUGCCUUUAAAUUCGAAAUGCAAUUGUAAGGCUCAAUUGCCAACUUUUGUCGUUCAUUUUAUUUCUUCUAUGAAGUAGAAAACUUUUGUAGUGUUAAUUAAUGGCAUGUAGUAGAGAUUUUAAGUAUUCUGUGUUUGCAAAAAAUGUGC